Messenger RNA from Trypanosoma theileri, 5112 nucleotides. Its product is annotated as ATP-binding cassette transporter ABCA1. NCBI's taxonomy places the organism in Eukaryota, Euglenozoa, Kinetoplastea, Trypanosomatida, Trypanosomatidae. Gene Ontology annotation, cellular component: membrane; intracellular membrane-bounded organelle. Gene Ontology annotation, molecular function: lipid carrier activity; ATP hydrolysis activity; ABC-type transporter activity. The coding region runs from base 1 to 5112 and encodes 1703 amino acids. The record is from RefSeq and is a predicted model, not a curated record. The transcript has a single exon. Gene Ontology annotation, biological process: lipid transport; transmembrane transport.
AUGCCGCGUAGUGAUUUCCACACGUACGACCUGCAGGAGGUAACAUUCGUUGAUCAGUUUCUGGCUGUUUUUUGGCGUUUGGGUCUGCAGGGUCUGCGAAAUAAGUUUUAUCUGCUUCUUGAGAUUUUUGUUCCGCUUCUCUUCAUCGUGAUCACUGUCAUCUUGUGGGCCGUGUGGGGUACUGAACACUUUGAUUUUCAGAACUAUGUGGACUAUGAUAAUCUUCCGAUGGCAAUCGAUGGGAGUGUGUACAAGAAUUAUGUGUGCUCCAAGGAUGCGGGUGGGAUACCAGGGAUUGCCACAUGUUUGGAUCUUUCCAUGUAUGACUGUGAGGGUGAUGAGAGUUCACUGCCGUACAAAGGGCUGUGUGUUCACAAGGUCGCUGGGGGUGCCAAAGGACUUGUCGGUUUUUUCCUGAAUUCCCUCAUCGGUCGUAUUGUACCCAUCCCAACGCUUGAUGGGCUCAUCAUGUACCAGUGGCUUGCACGCAAGUCAAACAACAGAAGUGUGAUGUCCUCCGGUUUGAUUCCCAAUACGCGGGCGUCUGCGAUCUUGUGUUCUGGAACCUUGUAUUUUGUUGGUGAUGCUGCGAUUGUGAAUGGAAUAGUGAGUCAUUUGAGAUCGAAUUCCCUAUAUUUCCAUACAGUAGAGGGUGGUGUUUUCGGAACAUUGGCUGAGGCCGAGGCUCUGGUCCGGGGAAACACGCUGAACUGGGGUAUUGUCCACAUAUCAAGAUUCGAUGCCACUCACCUCGACGCCAGGAUUUACCUUAACUACAGUGCGUUGCCAAAACUGGAGGAGAUACCAGCAGAUACGUAUCCAGGUGGUUUCCAGUUUGAUAAGGCGGAGUUGUACAUUGCAUCAGGGUAUUUGACACUGCAGAGUCUGAUAUCGGAGUAUCACAUCAAUUACUUCUAUCCCACUGCAAAAGUUAAAACUACAAUGUACGUGGCUGCGCAGGCCUUUGUGGAAUAUCGUCGGAUACCCUUGUUGAUUUACGCUCACGCGAUAUUACCCCUUAUAAUUGCUCUGGCGUUCCUCUACAGUGUGACUUACCGGACAAAGGUGAUUUUACUGGAGAAGGAAAUGCGCGUCCGUGAGGCCAUGUUGAUUAUGGGGAUGAGAGACUCCGUAUUGUAUGCGUCAUGGUUUGUAAGACCCAUAGCAGUCGAUUUUGUUGUGUGCACGCUUGCCACCAUCCUGCUAAAGUGUACAUACAUGACGCAAAGCGAUGCAUUUGUCAUUUUCAUGGUUUUCAUUGUAUUCACACUGACAACUAUCCCAUUUUCUGGUCUGCUGUCAACUUUCUUUAGCAAGGCCCGACUCGCGUCACUGCUUGCACCCAUGGUAUACUUUAUUUUUACUGUACCGAACCUUCUGGUGCCAAAAUCAGGCAAUGCGGCGGUGAUUGUAUUUGCUUUGUUUUCACCGUCAGCAUUUGUUACUUUGCUGAAGCAUCUCAUGUUGGGAGAGGUGUCGCGCGGUUUCGGGGCCAACGACAUAUCAAGUGACGCGUACCAGCCAACGAUGGCUCUGAUGAUCCUAAUGUUGAUCGUCGAUUUUUUCCUGUAUACUCUCCUAAUGUUGUACUUUGACGCGGUAUUUCCGAAGGACUGGGGCACGCCAAAGCACCCAUUUUUCUUUAUCAUUGACCCGAUCCGCUGGUUACUUGGUAGAGGUAAAGAACAUGGGGAGGGUGGUCCCGAUGGAUGUGCUGAAGACGGAGUUUUCGAGGACUCUGACAAUGAACAGGAAAACGCCGUUCAGCUCUGUGGACUUCGAAAGGUAUUUAAGCGUGGCGGGAAAAAGUUUGUUGCCGUGGACAACUUGUACUGGAACAUAAAAACAAGUGAGAUCUCUGUGCUGUUGGGUCAUAACGGCGCCGGCAAGUCCACCACAAUUAAUAUGAUGACUGGAAUGGUAAAGGCCGACGGUGGUGAUUGCUAUGUGUACGGACUCUCUGUGCGACACCAGCUGUCGAAGGUGCGCCAGCAGCUUGGAUUUUGCCCACAGCAUAAUAUCUUGUGGCCGGAGUUGACAUGCCGUGAGCACCUGGAGUUCUUUGGGAGGAUCAAGGGGUUAAAGGGUGCCAGACUGGAGAAGGCUGUUCAACGCAUGCUAAGCGAGACGGAUCUCUAUGAGAAGAUGAAUUGUCGAUCAUCCGCCCUCUCUGGUGGGCAGAAGCGUAAGCUGUCCGUGGGCAUUGCGUUCGUGGGUGAGAGCCCCCUUGUAUUUCUUGACGAGCCGACUUCUGGCAUGGAUGUGGGUGCCCGUCGUCAUACGUGGGAGUUGCUGAAGCGGAUGGCGGCAUCCCACACGAUUCUGCUGACUACACACUACAUGGACGAAGCAGAUCUGUUGGGUGAUCGUAUCGGCAUCAUGAAUGAGGGUCGUCUACAGUGCUCAGGUAGCAGCAUGUUUUUGAAGUCAAGGCUUGGGUUGGGUUAUAGUAUGGCCAUAUCAGUACGGCCGGAUGCUGACGUUGAAGAAAUUGACGCAGUUGUGUAUAAUUGCAUUAAUGGGGCGGAACUACUUGGGAAUACCGGAUGUGAACUGACGUACCGAUUACCUCAGCAAGAGGCCCCUAAUGUUCCCGUGCUGCUCGACUUAAUUGAGGAAAAGCAUGAUCUGGGUGUGCUUGGUUACUCCCUUUCUGCGACGACUCUUGAAGAGGUUUUUCUUCGUGUUUCACAACCUCCGACGGAGAUGCCAUUGUCCAAUAAUGAUUUUUCCUUUCUGUGGAACUGUGGAAGAAGCAGUUCUUUGUUUUCAUCACAGUUUCUCGUGAUGAUGAUGAAGCGAGUGUGUAUUGCUCUACGAGACCGACGCAUGCAGUGCUUUCAACUCGUGUGUCCUGUUGUGUGUACGCUUGUGGCCAUGUUGUUUGGUCUUGUUAAAGCAAACCACGUGGACCUGCUGGAGUUGUCAUUUGGUAUGUACCCGGGGGAGACCCUAAUAGACACAGCCCAAUGCAAUCAGUUUUGGGGAAAUGAUCCAAGUUUGCCACAUGUGAUAAUCAACGAAACGCAUUUGAAGAAUGCAAAAUAUCUUGGUGACUAUGGUGCUGAUACGUGGUUUGGGCACGGCCUGCCGCGCUAUGCUAGUAUUUCUUGCAUUGACCGUGAUCUGUACCAGAAAACAGGCACAACGAAUCCUGUCAUCAUGCUGUACAACACCUCAGUUAAUCACCAAGUUGGUAUAAGCAUGGCCGCAUUUUACCAACUUUUGUUUGAAUACAUUGCGGGCCGUUCAGCCAACGUUUCUUGGUAUGUGGGUACUAUGCCUUCUAGUGUCGAGGCAUCAGAUGCGCUUGAAAUUAUUUUGAUAGGCGCGAUAAUCAUGAUUCCGUUCACUUUUCUGCCCUCGAACCCAGUCGCAUGGAUAGUGAAGGAACGAGAGUGCGGCGCUCUUCAUCUACAGAAGGUUGUUGGACUGCGUUUCUACACUUACUGGCUUACAAAUUUUCUUUUUGAUGUCUUGGCGUACAUUGUGUCGGUAAUUUGCAUCAUUCUGCUGUUCGUGAUAUUCCAGCGCAAGGAGUAUAUUGGGAGUGACACUGUUGGACCUCUUUUAACUCUUUUUCUUGUGUAUGGUCUAACAAGCACCGUUGCCGGCUACGCCAUCAGUUUUCUUUUCAGUGAGCACUCGACGGCGCAGACGGUCGUGAUGGCUGUGGGUUUUGUGACGGAAUUUCUGUUAGUUAUGGUGGUGUAUAUCCUCUCACUUAUUGAGAGAACAGCCACCACCUCUGAUAACCUUCGUUGGCCCUUCCGUCUGAUCCCGACGUACUGCAUUGGUGAGGGUAUUAUCAACCUUGGGACAUUUGGCAACAAGAAGGCCUCAGGUACUGUGAAUUCGGCGUUCGCUCUCACCGUCACAGGAUACCCUAUUCUGUUCCUUGGAAUUGAAUUCCCUGUGUUUGUGUUGCUGGUACUUUUGAUUGAUCACCCCGGGAGGCGGUUAUGGUGGGGUCGCUUGUGGUAUCACCGACAUGCGGAGCUCGACGAUGGGGAUUUUUCGCAGGGAGACUCUGACGUUGAGGACGAGCGAGAUGCAGUGUACAACGCCGCACAACACAGUAUAGAUGAUGGUGUGGUGACGGUGUUGAAUUUACAGAAAAAAUACGGAAAUUCUAAACUGGUGGUGCGAGGUAUUACAUUCAGCAUAAUGCCUGGUGAAGUUUUUGCCUUUCUAGGCACCAAUGGUGCUGGUAAGACAACGACCAUCUCAAUACUUUGCCAGCAGCUUUUGCCAACUGGCGGAACCGCCUCUGUAUGCGGCUACGACGUCGUGGAUGCUGGAGCAAAAACGUUGGAGUGCAUUGGCUACUGCCCGCAGUUCGAUGGGACUCUUGAUUAUUUGACUGUGGAGGAACAUCUUCGUCUGUACUGCGGCCUCCGUUGUGUCAUGGAGAACGAGAGGAGUAAUGUUAUUGAGUCCUUGCUUCUAAUGUGUGACAUCGCCAGAUACCGCCGCACGCUGGCGCACGAACUGAGUGGAGGGAAUCGCCGCAAGUUGAGCGUGGCGAUUGCGCUUGUGGGUGGGCCGCGUGUUGUAUUCCUCGACGAGCCGUCAGCUGGCAUGGAUCCCGUUGCGCGGCGCGGUCUGUGGACGAUGAUCAAGAGGAUCGCCGACAACUGCUCCGUCGUGCUGACAACACAUCACCUCGAGGAGGUGGAGGCACUGGGGGAUGUAGUAGCCAUCAUGGUCGACGGCAAGUUGCGCUGCAUCGGCGACAAGACGCAUCUCAAAAAUAAGUACGGUAGUGGGUUUGAGGUGACGGUGCGUCUCGGCCGCGAUGACGAGCCAGCAGUGGCCGCGGUGGAGGCGUUCUUCUACGAGAGUUUCCCCGGCACACGACUCGAGGAGCGCCGCUCGAACCGCAUGACGUUUGCCCUGCCGCGGACAACAAAAUUGUCUCUGGCGUUUGAGUUGUUGGAGAAACACCACCUUGGACUUGGCUUGACGGAUUAUCACGUUUCGCAAACAUCGAUUGAGCAGGUAUUUCUUCGAAUCAGCGAGGAGGCUGAACGCGCACGUGAAGAAGAGGACGUUCGUUUGGAGGCUGAGAGGGCACAAAGGGGAAAGAGGCGGUGCUCAUGUUUUUGUUAA